Acipenser ruthenus (sterlet) is the source of this 2922-nucleotide messenger RNA. RefSeq names its product trichohyalin-like. The transcript is spliced from 10 exons. Lineage: Eukaryota; Metazoa; Chordata; Actinopteri; Acipenseriformes; Acipenseridae. Bases 1 to 1593 code for a protein of 530 amino acids. The record is from RefSeq and is a predicted model, not a curated record.
AUGUUGAAGCAGGCAAUGGAAAUGGCUGCUGCUGAGCAGGGCAUUCUGCCUUCUGGCCUGCAGGUGGAUAUGAAUACUCAGAGUGAGAUAUUGAAGGGGUCCCUGUUUGGCAGCUGUGAGGAGACUGGAGACAAGGUUACACAGAAGAGAAAAUUACCUACAUUGGACUCCCCUGGCACGGCUGAAGAAAAAUCAUUCAAGUCCAGACAAGAGGACAGGGUGCCCACUGGUUCUGGCAAUGAGCUGGGAAAACAAGCUGCAUUUGUAAACCACUUGGGCAAUACGAACAGCCUCCAGCCUAAAAAGCAGAUUUGCAGUGCUGAUUUGCAGAUGCCCACAGCUGAUAAGCAGCAGACCUCCAGCAGAGGCAAUGGAAGGGCUCCAGCUCAGAUGGGAACAAUGCAGGAUAUGAGGCAGAAUUCCAGUCCCUCUGGGGUGCAGACAGCUACUGAAGUUAACCCUCCCCAACAGCUGACGGAUGAAGAUCAGCUUCUGCAGCAGCUAAUGCAGUACACAAAUAGCGUCAAGAGUAAGAAAGAACAGAAGGGGAGAGGAAAGAAAAACAGCACUGCAAAAGGGGGCUCCAAAACUACAAGCACAAAGAAGGCAGAAUAUAUUGUCGGCAAGCCCAGAGCAAAACAACAGAGUGAAUCUUUCCAGAAAGCCCCAGAGAAAGUGUUUCCCGCUGAUCCCGAGAAUGAGGACCUGGAGAAGCCUAUAGAUCUCCCAGAGUGGCCAGCUGAGCCCCAGCGGGAAGAAAAGAGACCAGCCUCCUCUCAGCACUCAAUAUCUUCAGAACAAAGCCAGGAGGAGCUCCAAGACGGGGACAACAAAGGGAAUGCAGAGGAUAAGUGGAGACAGGCCAGAGAAAAGCGGGAUCUGAAGCGAGUGCAGCAGGCUGAGUGGCGCCGCUUGGAAGUGGAGAGAAAACGACGGGAAAAGGAGAUGCAGAGAAAGAAAGAGAUGGAGGAGAAAGAACAGGAGGAGAGGAUGAAAGAGGAACUGCAAGAGCAAGUGACUAAAAAAAUACAAGAGCACCAAGAAAGGAAGAAGCGGGAAGCGGAAGAGCGUCGUCAGCGUGAGGAAGAAGAGGAGGCGCUGCAUCAGGAGGAGAUGAAGCAGCAGGCACGUGAGCAACGCAGGCUGGAGGAGCACCGCCGAAAACUGCUGGAGCUGCAGAGAAAGAAGUGGGAGGCAGAGCAGCUAAGAGAAGCUGAAGCUGAGAGGAAGAGGAUGGAAGAGGAAGAGAGACUGGCGGAGGAGCAGGCUCUCUUAGCUGCCAUGGAAGAGGAGGAGCGUGAGGAGUACCUGAGACGGAAACACGAGGAAGAGGAGAAGAGGAAGCAAGAGGAGAAGACAAGGCAACAGCAACACGAGGAGGAGGCCAGGAAGCGGAUGAACGAAGCCAGGCAAGAGGCUGAGCGCAUCAUCAGGCACCAGUGGGAGACUGAGAGGCGUCUUCGGUUUCACAGGGAACUUUUGCUUGAAGCAGCAGGUCUUGAAAAGACUCAGGAAAUAAAUCGCCCUUGGAUCUGCUCGUACUAUGAUGUACUGAGGCUUCUUGUAUUAGAGCUUGAUAGACAACAUGAAUAGUGUUCUUGUAGCAGAUUGAUCAGCUAUUUGUUUGUUAGAAAGAAAAGAGUAACUUUAGCUGUGUCUUUUGGAAAAAAAAUAUAUAUAUAUACACACACACACAGUUGUAAUCAAAAGUUUACUUACCCCAAUGGAAAUUUAUAAUAUCUAGAAAUUUCUUGAAAACAAAUAAUUAUAGGAAAUAUCUUUUGUAGCAAAUGUUUUGCUUUUGUGGAUGAGGAAAAAAAGUUACAAGACAUAGAUUUCUACAAUUAGUUAUUUCAGCAAUUUCUAUUUGCAGAACUCCUUAAAUGCUAAUUCAAAAGUAUUCAUACCCUGACAAGGAAAAUGAAAUUAAUAGCUAGUUGAGGCACCUUUAGCAAUAAUAACCUCUUUUAAAUGAUUAGGAUAUUUGUCAAUUAGCUUUUGGCAUGAUUCUUUACUGAUUUUUGACCAUUCUUCAACUCAGAAUUGUUCCAGUUCAUUCAAAUCCGAGGACUUCUCUUGUUCACAGGCUUCUUCAACUCAUACCAAAGAUUCUCAAUCGGAUUUAGAUCAGGACUUUGACUAGGCCAUUCCAGAACCUUGAUUUUAUUCUUCUUGAACCAUUCUGAAGUAGAUUUUGAUGUGUGCUUUGGAUCGUUGUCGUGUUGAAACGUCCAGUUGAGCUUUAAACCAAGUUUUGUAACAGAGGGUUUCAGAUGAUUGGCCAAUAUCUUUUGGUAUGCUAUGGAGUCCAUUUUAACAUGUAUUGGAACUACAUUAGCAGGGCCGGAGUAAGGUUAUGACGGGACGAGUAUGUAAUAUUGCAAAAAAAAUUAUGAAGUCAUCAAACAUAUUUAUUUAUUUACCUGUGUAAAAGUAAUACAUUUAUUCAGCUCAAGGUAAAUUCAUCAAACAUAAAUCACUCACUACACUCAUUUCUUCAAACAGCAUUUUUUUUUCCUAGAUUUAGCUGCGGCAAUGUCAUGAAUGAUGUCAUCGUAAUUCAAAGACCUGACGAUUUUAUUCUCAAUGCUCAAGAGGAACAAAGCACUGAGACACUCUUGAGUCAUGGUGGAUUGGAGGACAUUUUUUACCCUUUUUAGAAGAGAGAAGGAAUGUACUCCGCUACAGUUAGUGAUUAUUAGUGACAAAUACAGCUGUAAUCCAGCUUCAAUAUUUGGGAAACAUUCUAUCACAUUGGAUUCAGUGCUAACUCGGUACAUCCAAAUAGAUUUGCUUUCAUCAUCUUUUCUCUCUAUAUCUGAGAGGGAUGUGAAUUCAACAAAUUCUUUAGUAAGAUAUACACACACACUUUAUAUAUGGUGGUCCAGUGGUUAAAGAAAAGGGCUUAUAACCAGGAGGUCC